AGUUUUUCUGUCUUCUCCAUAGAUGCUUUUCUGUACUGUCCUCAAAAAGCCCUUCCAGUCCAUCCAGAUGUCUUUCAGCAUCAGGAUUAGAAGGACCAGUUGACAUUCCAAACUGGAAUCGAUUCUUGGUUCUCCUGUUGGUGGCUGGGAGCAGCUUUUCCUCCAAAAGUGUCAGGCUUGAUCAGAGUUGGGGUCCCAAGGGACAUCAGUCCCAUGAGCUGGCUUGCAGCGUGCUGGCAGGAGGAGGGGGCUGUGACCUGUGCCAUGUCCUCUCUGUCCCCUCAGCAAUCCGCACACCGUGCUGGUCUCCGCAGUUUCAUCCGCUACGGCUGGCGCUGGAGCUGGAGGGUCGCGGCUUUCACCAUGAUAUUCAACAUGGUGAGCACAGGCCUGUCAGCAUACCGCAAUAAAACCACCAUCAGUAAUUUUGCUGCAGCAGGAGCCUUCACAGGAGCCCUGUUCAGAAUGCACUUGGGCCUGCAGGGCCUGGCGGGCGGCAUCGUGUUUGGAACGGCAUUUGGGGUUCCUGCAGGAGGCCUCCUAAUAGCAAUGUAUGGCUUGGCUGGUGAGACCCUGCAGGAGAAGAGGAAUCGUGAGCGCAGGGAGCUGUACGAACAGAAGCUGGCAGAGUGGGAAUCCAGGCUCAGUAUGACUGAAAUCUUAGGCAAAACAGAAAACAAUGCCCAGGGAAGACCAGAGACGGAGAGAGCAAGAGAAUUGAAGAGUUACUGAGUUACUUUCCCAGAUCUCUGUUGUAAGAAGCUACACAGCAUUUUGAUCCUGCUUGUAAAAGCCUUCAGUCAGAGGAUCAUGGGAGUUGUGAAUGCAGUUGUAUCCUGUGAAAAAGUGUUUUGCUGAAAACAUUGUACAGAGAUGGAUAUCGCUGCACAAAGAGCUUGGAACUGCCAAACCUGUUCCACCUGAGAAGGUGGAAGCACAGACUUUACAGAACAGAAAAAGUCACCUAGCUUUGGCAGGAAGUGGAGGCUCCAGAGCCUCAUCUAGGACCCAUUUCACUGCUGGAAAUGUCCAAACCACUAGUGAUGUAGAAAUAUUCAAGAUAAAAGAGCCUAUAAAUGGUUUGUGUGCUAAAAGUCCCCUGAUUCCAAAAGUUAAUUAUGCCCUGGUGAAAGCUGUUCUUCAGACAGUGCUUAAAGAACUUGCUGAUGGUAGUUUCUUACUUGGCUCCUAGAUCUUUUGGGGUAUUUUGCAGUCAGUGUGGAGGAAGUGUGGAGGAGCUGGAAAUUAUAUGGGAAUACCCUGAAAAAGGCAUGUUUUGGAUUCCUCAACAGAAGCCUGAGGGAGCCACAGAAAACAUGACUUAUUUCUGGUGGUGAUGGUGGAAGACUUGGCACUGUGGACAGUUUUAACAAUAAAAAGGCCUCUAAUUUCAUUUGCAAGUUGGAAAUCAGGGGAUUUCCUUUGGGGGAAAUGUGGUUUAAGACAAUAAAGCCAUCCAGCAGUGGUGA
Molecule: messenger RNA, 1469 nt
Organism: Cyanistes caeruleus (blue tit)
Lineage: Eukaryota; Metazoa; Chordata; Aves; Passeriformes; Paridae
Source: RefSeq, a predicted model, not a curated record